Messenger RNA from Moesziomyces antarcticus, 1089 nucleotides. RefSeq names its product phytanoyl- dioxygenase. The transcript has a single exon. NCBI's taxonomy places the organism in Eukaryota, Fungi, Basidiomycota, Ustilaginomycetes, Ustilaginales, Ustilaginaceae. The coding region runs from base 1 to 1089 and encodes 362 amino acids. The record is from RefSeq and is a predicted model, not a curated record.
AUGGCUCCCGCAGCAGUCGCAGCUCCCGUCCCGAUCGAAGGCUUCGUGCCCAAGUCGAAGCCCGUCAAUACGGAUCUGAAAGCCGCCCAGCCCCUGCCCGCCCAUCCCUCCGGCCCGAACCGCCUGUUCGCCCAUCCCUCCCAGCAGUUUGGCGACUGGCGCGAUGACAUCCUCCGCGAUGGAUAUGUCGUCAUCAAGGGCGCUAUCCCUCGCGACCGUGCCGAUGGCUACGGCGAGCAGAUGAUGUCGUACAUCGAGAACUUUGCUGGGGGCCUCGGUUUUGACCGCAGCGACCCAUCGACGGUCAAGGAGAGCAACAUGCCCGUCAUCAACGAGAAAGGCAUGUGCCUAGGCUACGGUAUCGCUCACGAGGACUUCACCUGGGCCGUUCGACAGGAGCCCGGCAUCGUCGACGCCUUCGAAAAGGUGUACGACACGAAGGAUCUCAUCGUCUCGUUCGACGGUGUCAACAUGACUUUUCCCAAUCGAAACGAUCUCAAGCCCAACAAGCCGUGGCCUCACCAGGAUCAGGACCCGAGCAAGCCUGGCUUCCGCUGCAUGCAGGGACUCGUGAAUCUGCUUCCAAACGGUCCUAACGACGGCGGAUUGAUCGUGUGCAAGGGCGCUCAUCUGCUCAGCGAGGCUUUUCACCGCGAAUUCGCUAACGAACCCGACCGAAUCUGGGCGUGGACCAAGGAGUGGUACGGAUUCACCGAGAGCGGAAUGGCCUGGCUCGCCUCCAAGGGCUGCGAGUGGGUAAAGCUUGAUGCUGAGCCGGGUGACCUGCUGCUAUGGGAUAGCCGCACGCCCCACUACAACCUCAGUCCUACGGGUCAGCAGCCUCGAUUCUGCAUCUACACCUGCUUCAUGCCGGUGACCGAGGCAAGCGACGAGGACCUGGUGCGCAAGAAGCAUGCAUUCGAAACGCUGCAGAGCACCACGCACUGGCCCAACGCCAUGCACGUUGGCGGUCUGCCUGUGCUCCGCGAUGGAAAGCCCUGCCCGUACAACACUGGCAAGCCUCGACAGCAACCCGCGCUGUCGCAGAGAGGCUGGCAACUGACGGGCAUCCCCUACAUGAAGGCAUGA